CACGGAGGGGGGGUCCCGGGGGAGCGCAGAGCCCCCGCCGCCGCCGCGCCGCCGCCCCCCGGAGCCGACGUGGGGCAGCUCCGAAAGGCCAAAACCUCCCGACGGAACGCGUGGGGGAACCUCUCGUACGCCGACCUCAUCACCAAAGCCAUCGAGAGCGCCCCGGAGAAGCGGCUCACGCUCUCGCAGAUCUACGACUGGAUGGUGCGCUACGUCCCUUACUUUAAGGAUAAAGGAGACAGCAACAGCUCCGCCGGAUGGAAGAACUCCAUCCGGCACAACCUCUCCUUGCACACCCGCUUCAUCCGCGUGCAGAACGAGGGCACGGGGAAGAGCUCCUGGUGGAUGCUGAACCCCGAGGGUGGCAAGACGGGCAAGACGCCGCGCCGGCGGGCGGUCUCCAUGGACAACAACAGCAAGUUCCUGCGCAUCAAAGGCAAGGCCAGCAAGAAGAAGCAGCUGCAGGUGACGCCGGAGCGUGGGGACGACAGCCCGAGCUCGCAGCAGGCCAAGUGGUCGGAGAGCCCCGCGUCCCACGCCAGCGAUGAGUACGACGCUUGGGCGGACUUCAGGACCAGAGCUGGCUCCUCGGCCAGCACGCUGAGUGGGCGCCUCUCGCCCAUCAUGGCCAACCGUGAGCCCGACGAGCUGGAGGAGGACGAUGGCACGCCGUCCUCCCCGCUGAUGUACCCCAGCCCCUCCAGCACCGUGUCCCCCUCGCUGAGCGCCCGCUGCUCCGUCGAGCUGCCUCGACUCACUGACCUGACCGGUACCAUCAGCCUGGGGGAGAGCCUGGGGGAGAGCCUGCUGGAGGACCUGCAGGACGGCUACAGCAUGAGCCCCUCGCAGCCGCUGCCCCUGCGCCAACGCAGCUCCAGCUUUUCCUUCAACUCCAAGUGCUCCAGCAUGGGGCCGGCUGCCAACACGUACUGUGGGACCAUCUACAGCCAGCCGGCGAUGGGGCUGAUGCGGCGCCUGCCCAUGCAGACCAUCCAGGAGAACAAGCAGGCCACCUUCUCGCCCGCCGCCUCCUACCGGAACGCCUCCUCGCUGCAGGAUCUGCUCUCCUCCAUCUCCUACGCGCACAAAGAGAGCAUGGUGCCGGGGGAUCUGCCCCCUCCACCGCCCGGCCCUGCGGUGCCGUCCCGCGGCCACAGACAGAGCCCACUGCUGUGCGGGGAGCAGGGCAUGGCCUACCCAGCCCACCCGGCCCCGCUGUUGAAGGGCAGUGCUCUGUACCACCCACCGCCCGCCGGCCACCACCCCGCUCUCAAUGCCAGUGCCUUAGCCAACCCCGUCAGCCUUAUGAGCCUGCCCGGUGACACAUGCGGCGCAACGGCCAUGCCGCACCACGGGCACCUGCACCCUUACGCUGCCAACCAAGGGGCGCACAUGAGCCUGCUGGAUUCGCCCUACGUGGGGGCUGUCCACCCCCCGGUGUUGGGUCAGGACAGGUUUCCAGCAGACCUGGACCUGGACAUGUUCAAUGGGAGCCUGGAGUGCGACGUGGAGUCCAUCAUCCUGAAUGACUUCAUGGACAGCGAUGAGAUGGACUUCAACUUUGACUCAGCACUCCCGCCGCAGAACGCGCUCAAUGUGCCCACGCUGCCUGGUGGCCCGCAGCCCACGAACCAGAGCUGGGUGCCCGGGUGACCCCCGCCUGGCGCCCGCCUCCGGGAUGUCACCAGGGGAACGCUGAGACAAACUUCUUUUUUUUUCCUUUCUCUUCUGCCUUUAUUUGUUAAGAUGGGCUAGAGCCAUCGGGUCAAACUUGUGAUGAAACACAAACCUUAGGGUCCUGGAUGGAGAUGGGGUGGGCGCUGGGGGCAGGCAGGAAGGGCAGCAGAAAGGGAACCCCUCCCCAGAGGGUCCGAGCACUAGUUUCAGCUUGGCCUGUCCUUGCGCCGGUGGCCCUCGGGCCGGGUGGAGGAGCAGGGACAGCUGGUGAUGUGGAGACUUGCUCUGUGCGUACUGCUUUCUGGAAUGGGGAACACUUUGCUUGGAGACACCUUAGAAAGUGAGUCCUCCAAGCAGCAGUGCCAGUAGAAGGGAGCCUGCCCCAGGCUGGGGGCUUCAUCACCUCCAAAACCCUUAUGGGACCUGAGCUCUGCGCAUGCGCCCAGGUCCUUCUGCUUGGUGCAGGGGCCAAGCAAGAAGGGCUGGUGAUGGAGGGAAGGGUGCAACAGCACGUGUGCACUGUGUGUGCCAGCAGUCGUGCUGCAGUGCUGUGAUCGUGCUGCAGUGCCCUGGUCACACUGCAGUGCUGUGCACACAUUGCUGUGGUCACACUGCGGUGCUGUGGUCACAGUGAUGGCCAUGCUGCAGUGCCACAGCCACACUGCAGUGUCACAGCCACGCUGCAGUGCCAUGAUCACAGUCUGUGUCAUGUUUCUGUUGCAGUGCCGUGGUCACUCUGCAGUGCCAUGGGCAGUCUGGCUGGCGGCUCUGUGUGCGGUGCUGGCGCUGCCUGCCUGGUGUGGGCUGUGCUGUGGUGUCAGUGCUGGAGCUGGGUGCCCUGUGCAUGAGCCGGGGGCAGUCCCAGGGUUGGGGAGGGGGGGUGUAUUUAUUUGAUUUCAUGCACUCUUUUGCCAUUGAGUUCUUGCGUUGGAAGGAAGGGUCGAGCUUGGGGAGGGGAGGAGGAGGCCACAGCAGUGCUUGUGCAGCACAGAGCUGCGUCCACCACCUGUCCCAGUGGGGCUGGGUGCUGGGACCGACAGCAGGAGCUGGGGGCUGCAGUGGGGGUUGCUCUGGGCAUCCAUGGGAUGCAGCAGGGCUCCUUCUGCUGAGCCUGCACGUUGUCUCAGCUCAGCUCUUCCCUGCUGGCUCCAGCAUUGCCUCCUCACCGUGCUGCUGGUUCCGCUUGGUGGUCCCACUGGGGCCCAUGGGUGGGCACCCUCUGUGCCUCCCCCAGCUCUGGGUUUGGCAGAGCAGUGCCACCAUUCACCUCUGGCCCGGGCACGUGGCGGGCGUAGUCUCUAAAGACAUUCUUACAGGUUAAUUAAUUAUGUUUACAUUAUUUGAUCAUGUACAGAAUUUAAUAUAUUCUAUUAUAUAUAAUCUUUCUCGAAUGCUUUUUUUAAAAAAAAGGAUUAUUCUUUGGGUCAGGAUCAUCCGUUUUUGUACCACCACCUCUUGUUUCAGGCACGUUUCAGUCAUUGGAAACCGAUUGCAAUCGCAGUGCAAUCCCUGCCCCCCCCCCCCCCCCAGCUCUGCACGUGGAGAGGUGGGGAGGGCAAUGGAGAAAGGGGGGGGGUCCUGCCCUGUGUGCCCCCCAAGUGGCGGUUCUGUAGGCACAGCCAGCAGCUCACCAGCACCCGGCACACAGACGGGGAUGCCCCAUGUACAGGGACCCUCUGAAGCCCCCGAAGGAUGAGAAAAGCCCCCGGCCCCGCUCGCACCCCCCGGGGGGGGGGGGGGGUCCCGUCGCGAAGCUGUCUUUGUGGUUCGUGACCGUGGGGUUGUCGUGUGUGCGGUGGAGUCGUGUUGGUUAAGCGUCGUGUGUACAGUGGUCGUGAGGUGCGAGGGAUGGAGCGCAGCGGGGGCUGAGCCCCCCCCAAAAACAGCCCGGGAGAGUCAGGCAGGAGCCGGGGGGGCUCUGGGUGGGAUGGGGAAUGGGGAAGGCUGGAGCUGGGCGUGUGGCACAUGGCUGUGCCCAUAGGGUGCUCCCAUCGCCCCGUGCCCACACUGCUGGCUUUCCAUCUCUGCAAACAGUUCCCAGAACGCUGCCCACCCCACCCCAACCUCCCCCCUGACCCCCGCCCCACAGCCUGCAGCUCUGCACCCACCGAGCCAGGGGACGCUGAGGGGUCCCACCAGCUUUCUUCAUCCAGUGGCUUCGGUCCAUCCUUUCCCUCGUAUUUAUAACUGUACAGACUGGGGGGGAGGGUCUCUGACAGGCGUCAUCUCUCACCACGCAUCUAUCGUAUGGCAAUGGUAACUUUCUUGGUUGUGCUAUUAGAGUUUGUGUAUGUGGCAAUGUAAAGAACUGUGUAUAGUGCAUUGUACAGCAUAUUUUCAUGAAUAAAACUGUUUUAAAUAUGA
Molecule: messenger RNA, 4041 nt
Organism: Lagopus leucura (white-tailed ptarmigan)
Lineage: Eukaryota; Metazoa; Chordata; Aves; Galliformes; Phasianidae
Product: forkhead box protein O6-like
Exons: 2
Biological process (GO): regulation of transcription by RNA polymerase II
Cellular component (GO): nucleus
Molecular function (GO): DNA-binding transcription factor activity, RNA polymerase II-specific; RNA polymerase II cis-regulatory region sequence-specific DNA binding
Source: RefSeq, a predicted model, not a curated record